Messenger RNA from Eruca vesicaria subsp. sativa (arugula), 1610 nucleotides. The record is from the annotation of a GenBank genome assembly. Lineage: Eukaryota; Viridiplantae; Streptophyta; Magnoliopsida; Brassicales; Brassicaceae.
ACUCAACUCUUUCUCCUACCUCCUCCUGUCUCUCUUCGAAAUCUUCAUCUAAUCCCACUUGUCAUCUGAAACCCUAAAACGUGGGAUUUGCUCACUGUCAAAACAGAACCGAACUUCUGCUGCAAAGAAAUAUGGCGACCAAAGAAGGAGAAGACAAGGAGGUAAAAAGGAUAGUCACCGAAGAAGACAAGACAUACGCUAAGAAUUUCAACAUAAUGGAUCUUCCCGACAUCCCUACCGGACUUCCUCCGCAUCUCCAACUCCAGCGAACUCGUGUCCUCUGCCAAAACGACGCUCCUAUUCAUACGGCGAGCGUCGGUUACUCGGGUGCCUAUAGCUCUGUGGGAGUUGACAACAGUGUGAAACUCGAAAACUUCUCUGAGAAUUUCAGAGUUAAUGUGAUCCACCUUUCAGAAGAUGGCAUGGAAUUGGAAUUUGAUAUGAUCGGUAUCGAUGCAGCAAUCGCCAAUGCCUUCAGAAGGAUCCUUCUAGCUGAGCUUCCUACAAUGGCUUUUGAAAGAGUGUUUAUAGCAAACAACACAUCUAUUGUUCAAGAUGAAGUUAUUGCUCAGAGGAUGGGUCUUGUUCCUAUUGCUGCUGACCCCAAGCUCUUCGAGUUUUUAUCUGAGAACGACCAGCCAAAUGAAAAGAACACCAUUGUUUUCAAACUCCAUGCCAAAUGUGCAAAAGGUGAAGGACGUAAGAAAGUUUUGACGAAUCAAUUGAUUUGGUUACCAAAUGGGAGUGAGUUGGUUAAAGAAUCAGGAGAUUCCAACUCAAAACCAAAAACUUACACUUCCUUCAGCCACAGCCAAAGCGAUUCCUUCCCUGAACUCGCUAAUAAUCCCAUCACUCCAAGCUAUCCUGACAUAUUGAUAGCCAAACUCGGCCCUGGCCAUGAGAUUGAGCUGGAGGCUCAUGCGGUUAAAGGCAUUGGUAAAACACAUGCAAAGUGGUCACCAGUAGCUACGGCUUGGUAUCGGAUGCUUCCUGAGGUUAUUCUACUAAGGGAAGUUGAGGAUGAGGAUGCUGAACGACUCGUAAAAGCCUGUCCACAGAAAGUUUUUGACAUUGAAGACAUAGGCAAUGGUAGGAAGAGGGCAACGGUAGCACGGCCGCGUGAUUGCACGUUGUGUAGGCAAUGCGUUAGGGAAAAUUAUGGAGAGGAAAUGAACAAGGAAGAAGAAAAAGAACAGAAACAGGAACAGAAAGAAUGGAUAGAGAAUGUGGCUCUGCGACGUGUGAAGAACCAUUUUAUUUUUAAAAUUGAGUCUACUGGAUCAUUGCCUCCGGAUAUUCUCUUCACUGAAGCUGUCAAGAUACUGGAAGAUAAAUGUCAACGUGUUAUCGCUAAUCUCUCCUAAAAAGAGAUUCUGAUUGGUUUAAGUUCAUUACUGGCAUGGUUCCGGUUUAGUUCAGUUUGGAGUUCUGUAUUGGAAAGUUUCUCAUUAAUACCAAGAACACUGAAAUGUAGUAUUUGUUCGUUUGAGUUCAUCAAUCAUCUUGCUUCAUAUAGCUUCACCAAAUUGAAACUUUGUUUUGGUUAAUUUGGUUUUCUACGCCAGUUAAGUAGAAAUAAACCAAUCAAAUAAAAGCGAUGUCAAUUUCUU